This is a messenger RNA of Dracunculus medinensis (Guinea worm), 957 nucleotides long. Lineage: Eukaryota; Metazoa; Nematoda; Chromadorea; Rhabditida; Dracunculidae. The record is from the annotation of a GenBank genome assembly.
CUCCUGAACCUCAGCUGCAGUUAUCAGCAACGCCUGAAGCUUGAUAUACCCAUCCGUAUAUGAAAAAAAUGUUUUAUCAAAAUUUUCUGCAUGAUUUUAUGUCGGUAAAUAACGUAAAUAACAGCUAUUUGCUCAAAUGUUUUUUUAAUUCUAAAAUUGGUAUAGCGAAGAAUUUUAGAUUUUACCGUCUUGCAAUGAAUUUCUCUAAAAAUUUGUAACAAGGGAUCUAAAAUAUGCUAAAUUUUCAUAAUUAUUGUGUAUAUAAAAUAUAUGUUUGGGAGAGUUGAAAUCGUUCAGGUUUAAUGCAAAUUUUUGAUACAACAGAGUGUAGAGUCUAGUUAGUACCUCUCAAUAAUCGGAGCCAGUCCUGCCAGAAAUGAUGAGUUAUUAUAAUUUAAUGUCCACCUUUUUCAGCAGCAAGUGAGUGCUCGAGGUGGGUCUAGAAAUCUCUAUGAAAUCACCAAGGAAUCACUGUAAAAAUGAAAAUACUUACCUUUUUGGUUGGUUGUACCACUAUGUUAUAUAUGGCCAUUGAGACUCACAUCUAAAACUUUCUCGGAUAAAACCUAGCAUUACAUCGAUCUUCACUCAAAAUAAAUAAAAGCGUGCGAUCACAAAUCUGGUAUGAGUUGCACCUGUACAGGUUCUUUUCACCGUCCACCGCAAGAACUGACGCACACAUAUCCCGUCAUUUAGUCCUGUGAUUAUGGCUUUUUUCGAUGUUGGAACAAUUUGCAUAAUCUUAUUUAAGACGGACCUUCGUGCCAUGCGUUCAAAAUUUCUCUUAACCAUAUAUGUUUCACUGUUUCAUGCUAAUGUUUUUAAAAAGUCGAGCCAGUCCCCGCACGGACUCCAUGAGGCCCAUGGCCUUCCCCAGGGAAUGCAUAGGAGCCAUAAUUCGAAUUGUGCAUUAUUUUAUUUGAAUGGCAAUCUUCGAAUCUUUUUUAAAAUAUUGUA